Messenger RNA from Neodiprion virginianus, 1998 nucleotides. Its product is annotated as CD63 antigen. The transcript is spliced from 6 exons. The coding region runs from base 327 to 1208 and encodes 293 amino acids. Lineage: Eukaryota; Metazoa; Arthropoda; Insecta; Hymenoptera; Diprionidae. Gene Ontology annotation, cellular component: membrane. The record is from RefSeq and is a predicted model, not a curated record.
GCGGUCGCAUUCACCAGAGGACAGUGAGAGACAAGUAAUUCGUACAACAUUAAGAAAUCAACAAUGGCGCAUGCGUUUUGUAUUCGUGGAUGCAAUAACUAACAUAUGGCAUCGAGAUAGCGGUGUCACGUAUAACCUUAGAUAGCGGCGCACCUGACUCGCCACUUAAGCCAUGCACGGUCGCCAUUAACAUUUCGCGACUUGAAACAGCCACACGCUUAUACAGUGCGAGGAAGUACAUCGACGAUCGGGAAUAAAUAACGAAGUGCAGAAGCGGAUUUAUACUGUCAUCGGAAACAACAAGGACAAUACUAGACACUUCAAUUAUGGGCGCAACGCAUCUCGACGUCGGUCUACGAUGUAUCAAGUACCUGCUUUGUGCAGUAAACGCACUUUUUGUGCUAACAGGGGUGAUGAUCAUCUCGAUUGCCACAACAAUUUACGCCGUUUACGAAGACUUUUCGCACUUCCUUGAUCCGACUUACUUCUCGCCGGCAACUCUUCUUAUGGUCGUCGGUGUCUUGAUCUUCGUCAUUGCUUUCUUGGGAUGCUGCGGUGCGCUCAGAGAGAGCACCUGCAUGGUUUUAGUGUUUGCAGUGUCGAUGUCUUUGGUGCUGAUAUUGGAAGCGUCCGCUGCGGUAGCUGCUUACUUUUUACAAGAUGGAGUGAAAGAUGUACUUUCAGACUUAAUUGACACCAACAUACAGCAGUAUGAGAACAACCAGGAGGCUGCUUUCGCCGUAAACUUCUUGCAGUCAAAGCUUCGUUGCUGCGGAUACGAUAGUUACAAAGACUGGGACGGAGUGCUUACAGCCGACGAGAACGACAUGGGGGUACCAAACUCGUGUUGCUCCUGGUACACCGCAGCUGAUGAUUUCUACAACGUGACCAUGUGCGCUAGCGUUUACGAGGAAGGCUGCAUCAGUCGGAUGGCCGUGAUUAUUCAUAGGAGCGCAUUAUACUUGGGUACCGGUGCGAUCGCAAUCGCUAUGAUUCAGAUGACGGGAAUAAUGUUUGCCUGCAUGCUUGGCCGCUCGAUCAGAAGACAAAAGGUGGAGAUAGAGAGACGUCGUUGGGAAGUACGCGAGAGUUUGGUGAACGGUUAUCAGCAAAUUGGAAAGGCAGAUCCGGCCUCUACCUUCCCUGUAAUUUAUAUGAAAUCACCAGAUUUCCCCCUGAAACACCCUUACGAUAAUGCUAAUGCUUAGUCGACGCAUUAUUUUUUACCGCUAAAAUUAUGUUUAUCAAUUUCGACACUAGAGUAAAUUUAAUGGAUGACACCUUUAUCCAGCCACUCCGAAGCUGAAAAUUAAUAUUCAAUGCACGUUGCAGAUCAAUUUAAUAAAGGAUUUGCAUUGAAAACAAAAGAGAGAUAUGUAAAAAGGUGAAUGGGAUACAGAUGACUAAACAGAAACAAAAUUUGCAAAAUUGAAACUUUUCGUUUUUUAGGUAUAUUUUGUAUUUUCUAGAGAUUAUAAUAUUAUGUGUAUCUAGAUUUAAGGGGGAUUCAGAGCUUCAUGUCACAAGUGUGACUGGGAAGUCAAAAUAUCAGAACCCAUUAUAUGCUUCAGUAGAAACUGAACGCUCCUUCACAACAAUUUAUUCAGAAACGUUGAGUGUGUUUGGCAUGUUUUUUUCGUGCACUCAUUUCAACUUAUAUGAAACGCAAUAGCUAGACACCUAACAACUUGUACGAAAGGUCUUGUUGCUUGAUAUCCGUAUAGUUUAGCAAAAUAUCAGGUGAUUGCUCGUUUUUGACGCCACAUUACAGAACGAAUAUGGUAUGUUGGAUCUUGAUUCUAAGCAUGCGAAAUUCAAAUGCUAAUACAUUUGGUACAAGCAGAAGCACGUGGAGCUGUUUAGUCUUAUGUUAUUCUAAUGAAAUUAUCCGUUUCAAGAUCAUGAGACAGGAUUUGUAGGAAAAUAUACACAUCGGUGAUACAAUUCUUGGCAAAUUUAAAAAAAUAAAAAUUAAAUGAUACUAUUAUUAUUACGAAA